Molecule: messenger RNA, 4090 nt
Organism: Echinops telfairi (small Madagascar hedgehog)
Lineage: Eukaryota; Metazoa; Chordata; Mammalia; Afrosoricida; Tenrecidae
Gene: STX1B
Product: syntaxin 1B
Exons: 10
Coding region: 78-860 (260 amino acids)
Biological process (GO): vesicle fusion; exocytic insertion of neurotransmitter receptor to postsynaptic membrane; intracellular protein transport
Cellular component (GO): endomembrane system; SNARE complex; plasma membrane
Molecular function (GO): SNARE binding; SNAP receptor activity
Source: RefSeq, a predicted model, not a curated record
AUCGGACCCAGGAGCUGCGGAGUGCGAAAGACAGUGACGAUGAGGAGGAGGUGGUCCACGUGGACCGAGACCAUUUUAUGGAUGAGUUCUUUGAGCAGGUGGAGGAGAUCCGGGGCUGCAUUGAGAAGCUGUCGGAGGAUGUGGAACAGGUGAAAAAACAGCACAGUGCCAUCCUGGCCGCCCCCAACCCAGAUGAGAAGACCAAACAGGAGCUGGAGGACCUCACCGCAGACAUCAAGAAGACGGCCAAUAAGGUUCGGUCUAAGUUGAAAGCGAUCGAGCAGAGCAUUGAACAGGAGGAAGGCCUGAACCGCUCCUCUGCCGACCUCCGCAUCCGCAAGACCCAGCACUCCACACUCUCCCGCAAGUUCGUGGAGGUCAUGACCGAAUACAAUGCGACCCAGUCCAAGUACCGGGACCGCUGCAAGGACCGGAUCCAGCGGCAGCUGGAGAUCACCGGAAGGACGACGACCAACGAAGAGCUGGAAGACAUGCUGGAGAGCGGCAAGCUGGCCAUCUUCACGGACGACAUCAAAAUGGACUCGCAGAUGACCAAGCAGGCGCUGAACGAGAUCGAGACGCGGCACAACGAGAUCAUCAAACUGGAGACCAGCAUCCGCGAGCUGCAUGACAUGUUUGUGGACAUGGCCAUGCUGGUGGAGAGCCAGGGCGAGAUGAUUGACCGGAUUGAGUACAACGUGGAACACUCUGUGGACUACGUGGAGCGAGCCGUGUCAGACACCAAGAAAGCUGUGAAAUAUCAGAGCAAGGCCCGGAGGAAGAAAAUUAUGAUCAUCAUUUGCUGUGUGGUGCUGGGGGUAGUCUUGGCGUCAUCCAUUGGGGGGACGCUGGGCUUGUAGACCCACCACCCCUCCACCCCGUCUCUCCCAGACCCUUCCCCCACCACAUUGGGAGCAAUACCCCCACCACCCCUUUGACUCCAUCCCCUGCUCCAGGCUCACCCCAAGACUGACCCAGGCAGCCCCACCCCUUCCCCCACCCCCACGUCAGACCCUGGAGUUCCUGGUCCUCGCCCUGGUUCUCCCCCUGGCGUGGGCCACCCUUCCUAUUCCCCACCCCCGCACGUAGAUAGCAGCAGGCGUGAUUACACAUGCACACCAACAUGCAUGCCGCCAGCACAUGCUUGAGACGUGUGACACUCCGUGUGUGUGUGUGUGUGUGUGUGUGUGUGUGUGUGUACAUGUGUAGAUGCCCCAGAUUGCCUCUCCUGCCCCAUCUCCAGUCUGUGUGUGGCCUGAAACACGCUGCCCCCCCUUCCCACCCACCCCGGGUGUUUGUUGUAUAGACUGCAGUCCAGUACAACCCGGCAGCCCGCCGAGUCCAUUCUGCCUUCUGUGUGCGUGCGCGGAGACCCAUGUACGUGGAAAUGCGUGUGAACUUGAACACAACAGCAAUUCUUCCAGUGCACCCCUCCCUCCCCACCCCUGCCUGCUGUACUUGGGACAGGUGUGUGGUCAGAUACUACCCCCUCCUCUCUUCGAGGAUCCACAUGCCCACAGGCCUUGGGGGACACCCAGAAUGAAGUGGAACAAACUUUUCCUGGCUGUUAUGAGAUGUGCGUGUGCGUGUGUGUGUGUGUGUGUGUGUGUGUUCCCUCGGUGCCAGGCGACCUCUGCUAGCUCCGUCUGUGUAUAUGUGUGCAUCCCCAACAGGUGACAGCAAGCCCAGUGCGAGCACUGAUAGGUCAUCCCUUCCCUGCUGCGUUCUGGACCCGUUUUGGGGCGGGUCCAGAUACAGAUCCAUGCAUCCCUGUGCUAUCUAGAAUAGGUCAGUGUGAAUGUGUAUGGGGAGGGGACUUUCUAAAUAGUGUGUUUCUGUCCCACCCAGGUUUGUAGACCUCUAUGUCCCUGCCCUGCCCUGAGAACUGCCUCCUGGUGUGUGGUUGGGAGCGCAUCCCCUAAUUCUUUGAUGUUGGGCAGCUGGGGCUCCCCCUGCCUGCCCUUAUGGGUCCCCUGGGGCUCCUGCAGCAUGCCAAGUCCAGGUCUCCCUGGGUCUCUGCCGGUAGACAGGUUGGUGCCACGAGAGCCAGUAGGCCUCAGUGUCCCCAUGCAGGCUGAGGCCAGGAGGGCCUGUGAAGACGACCCCCCCCCCCAGGCCCCACAUACCUGCUGGAGCCCCAAAGCAUCAUUGAAUUGGCCGGGUGGGCAGCUACAGGUCCAUGCCCAGGUGCCCAGCCAUGUCUCCUGGAGGGGAUUUUUUUUCUGGGAGUGGCACUGAUAAAACCAGUGGGAAGGGAGAAGGAAGAUCAGCGCAUGACCCCUUCCUGUCUGACACACACACACACACACACACACACACACACACACACACACACACACACACACACACACACACACACACACACACACAUCCCACCCCCACCCCACCCCAACCUGGGCGAGGCCCUUGGGGAAACUUGGGUUUGGAGCUGGGUUGGUUGGUUGGUUGGUUUUUCAGACAUACUGGAGUGGCAGGGGCCACCUAGGGCAGGCUAGUCCUGUGCUCUGGACACCUAUCCUGCUGAAGUGACACUAAAUGCCUCUUCUACCAGGCUGUGGCUGAGGUUGGGACUGGGGCUGAGGUUGGGGCUGAGGCUGGGGCUGGGGCUGGGGCCUGGGUUUCUGAUCGGGGAGGGCAGGGCCAGCGUUCCCUCCUAGUGAAGCCAGGCAUGCACGUGCUCACCUUGUGCGGCUAACCAGUCUGUUUUGUUAGCAGAUAGGAGGUACAUGGGGCAGAGGGCACUGCUAGAAGCCCUCCAUUCCGUGCCAGGAACAUGGACUCUCAGGUGGAUGGACACAGGGGGUGGGUGUGCUUGUGUGAAAAGCAGGGACUUGGGGGAGUGUGUGUGUGUGUGUGUGUGUGUGUGUGUGUGUGCCGUAUUUCCCAGGAUCUCUUUAUCACGGGGAAAGCUCGUGUGGCUGUGAACACAGAUAAAUGAUUUCCCAGAACUUGAAGCACCUCCCCACCCUCACCUCACCUCCAGACCUCCUCUGCCCUCUCGCUCCCCUGCUCUGGCCUGGGAGAGUCAGUGUGGCUGUACAAGUGAAACCCCCCCCAGCUUGGCUGCCCUGUGGGGAGCCUGCCUGUCCAUACCCACAAUGCCCUUCUGAGGACAGGAAGUGUGCCCUGCCCUCCCUCCUAUCUCAGGCUCCCAUGAGGAUGUUAGAAUGGGCCCCAGCACCUGCCCCUUCACCUUUCUUCCCCGUCACCCUUCAGGCCUGGUGUUUGCACAAGUCCCACAGCCUUGGGCCGGGGCCGUGUCCUGGAGUGGCAUCCGGGCCUCGGUUGGCCUAGGGCCCGCCCCCCGGGCCUGCUCUGCCCUAUUUGUUCUGAGUCCCACCUGCCCUGCGGCCGGCGUGUUUGCUUGGUGACUGCUGUGUGCACAUCCUGGGGUACUGUCUGGUGGCUGGGUCUUCUGCAUGUUCUCGGACGACCGUGUGCUCUCCCCCCUCCACCUGUGCCCCGUGGGUGGUCCUGGGCCUGGCCAGAGCUCUCCGCUCCCCUCACCCACUCACCCCAGCCCUGCCUCACACAAAGCACACUGCCGUGAGCCCAUCCCACCUGCCCAUGGGCUGACGCACGCUCUUGCCAUGCCUUGAGCGUGACCAUAUGAUGUGUUCUAUGCAUUCACCCUGCCUCCUCCCAGCCCCCUCCCCCAGGGGACAAGAUGGGUGCCCCCCCCACCCCCGUUCCUCCUGCCCACCCCUUGCCUGCUGUGCAGCUGUGUGUGUUGGUGUGUGUUCCCGUGUCGCUGGCGUGUCACGUGAUGUAGCCUUGUUUGCUGACAUGAGCCCCCUGCCCCCCACCCCUCUAUUGGUUUUUAGAGCUGUCCCCCUCCCUUCCCCGGAAGGGACAGGCCUCCUGGGGCCUGGCUGGGGGCCCAGGGCCAGGCCACUCUUCCUGUUAGCCCCCAGAGCCCCAUUUCUCUCUAUUGGUGACCAAGUUGCAAACAAAUCAAACACAGGAAAAUUCUGCCUGCCCCCCUCCCCGCCCCACAGCCCUGCAUGUCCUGUCCCCAGAGACCCUCACCCCCACCCUGGGCCAGGUUGAGCCCCUCGGGAUGGGAGAAAUAGCAACCAAUCCAACAGUG